Molecule: messenger RNA, 3413 nt
Organism: Strongylocentrotus purpuratus (purple sea urchin)
Lineage: Eukaryota; Metazoa; Echinodermata; Echinoidea; Camarodonta; Strongylocentrotidae
Gene: klhl17
Product: kelch-like protein 17
Exons: 10
Coding region: 64-2025 (653 amino acids)
Molecular function (GO): protein binding
Source: RefSeq, a predicted model, not a curated record
UAUACACGAUUAUUGAUGGAGUGAUUGGAGUUGGAUUUAAGACGAGUAGAUUUGGACUUCAAAAUGGCAGCAUACAGAAGAUUUAGGAAUCGCACGAUGGAGUUGGGGCCGCUGCAAGUCAACACCACCGGCGCCCCACGGGGCCCGGGCGGGGUAUCCUGUGGGGGUCAACGCCCCAGCUCAUCUCUGGGUUUAAUGACCUCGCCCUCUCCCCUAAGCCCCUCCUCCGGCUCCGCCCCCUCCCUGUGUCUCAGCCCUACUAGCACUGGAAGCUCCAGUGGGGGGCAGGCCUCCGGGGUGUACAUUAUCCACCAUGCCCAGCGCCAUAGCAACGACUCGUUCCUUGCCAUGGACAAGAUGAGACAGCAGGGGGCGCUAUGUGAUAUCGUCCUCAAGGUCACCGAUCAUGAGAUCAGAGCACACAGGCUCGUCCUCGCUUCAUGCAGUGCCUACUUUCAUGCAAUGUUUACAAGUGACAUGACAGAAUCACACAGGUCAGAGGUCACGCUACAUGAGAUAGACUCAGAUGCUGUUAAUCAGCUAGUCUCGUUCGCAUACACAGCUGAAAUCAUGAUUGGAGAGAGUAAUGUUCAGGCUCUACUCCCAGCGGCUAGCCUCCUGCAGAUGGAGAGUGUUAGAGAUGCUUGCUGUAAGUUCCUGGUGGGUCAGCUGGAUCCUACAAACUGCUUGGGAAUCAGAAGGUUUGCAGACACACAUGGUUGCUAUGACUUGGAGCAGUCAUCAAGACAGUAUGCUCUCUAUAACUUCUGUCAUGUGGUCAAUACUGAGGAGUUCCUUCAGUUACCUGAAACAGAGGUUGAGCAGAUGGUCUCCAGUGAGCAGUUGAAUGUAACAGCAGAAGAAGAGGUGUUCAGUGCUGUUAUACAAUGGCUUCAAUUCAAUGAAGAAGAAAGAAAAGAUGCAGUCAGUCGGCUUCUAAGAUACGUGCGACUGCCUCUCCUGAACCGAGAUUUCCUCGUCACCCAAGUAGAAGCCCAUCCCAUUGUUCAGCAGUGUAAUGGAUGUAAAGAUCUCUUAAUAGAAGCCAUGAAAUAUCAUCUAUUACCUGAACAAAGAUCAACCCUUCAAUCUCCUAGAACAAGAUUAAGACAGAACUCAUCCCAAGUACCAGUACUAUUCGCAGUAGGUGGAGGCAGUCUGUUUGCGAUACAUAAUGAAUGUGAAUGCUACGAUCAACUACUCAACUCCUGGAGACCUAUGCCCACAAUGAACACCCGUCGAGCAAGACUAGGAGCUGCAGCCAUCGGAAAGAUAAUCUAUGCCAUAGGAGGCUACGAUGGAUCUCAUGAUUUAGCCUCCGUAGAAUGCUUCAACACACAGACCCAUUCAUGGUUUGAGCUUGCUCCGUUAGGAACCAAACGCAGCUCUCUAGGCGUGGCUGUCUUGAACGGUCUCAUCUAUGCCAUAGGAGGGUAUGAUGGUGCGUCUUGCCUGAACAGCGCCGAACGUUAUGAUCCUUUGACGAACUCCUGGACUUCUAUAACACCUAUGUCAGCCAGGAGAAGAUAUGUGAAGGUUGCUGCCCUAGGUGGAUGCCUGUAUGCAGUAGGUGGCUACGAUGGCUCCACACAUCUCUCUAGCAUUGAGAAGUACGACCCACGGACCAACGCCUGGACCUCCAUUCCAAACAUGAUCAACCGCCGGGUCAGUAUGGGCGUGGCAGUCAUAGCCAAUCAGCUCUUUGUCGUCGGUGGUAGUGACGGAGCCAUGUGCCUCAGCAGUGCCGAGAGCUUCAAUCCGGAAAUAAACCUGUGGGAACCGCUUCCCUCUAUGUCCGUCAGAAGGAGUACCCAUGAUGCAAUAGCUCUGGACGGCCAGCUCUACGUCAUAGGAGGUAAUGAUGGAAGCAGCAGUCUGAACAGUGCAGAGCGUUACGACCCUAAGACACAUCGUUGGACUACCAUCUCAGGCAUGUCAACGAGGCGUAGCAGCGUGGGAGUAACGGUCGCUGAUAUAGUCGCCUCCAGAGGGUCGCACAGUAGUGUCGCGGAGCAACAGCUAUAGCCUUGUGACCAGGGGGGUGUUUCACAAAACUUGUCAUCAGUGACAAAGGACAGUUUUUAUUAUAAGCUACCGAAAUCCUUGUUUCUGAUUAGUUAUCAGCAGAUUGGUCACUGAGUUUUGUCGUUUGUCAUUGAAAAAAGGCUUUGUGAAACGGGUCCCGGGAAUAUGAACUUUACAUUCUUAAACACGGCAGUCUAACUAUUACACAUGUCUAGUUUUAUUUAUUUGAAGCAAUGUAUAUUAGAAUCAACAGCUGUAAGUAUGUGUUGCUAUGUGUGCUCUAUUACAACGUGAUAUGUCAUGUGACUUAAGUAUCAGGUAUGUGUCAUGUGACUCUAAAUUUUUGUCACGUGACUCCAGUUUUGUCAUGUGACUUUCUAGAAUCAGUUCCAUGACAUGUGACUUUCUUGUAGCUGUUUGUGGAAGAAGUUUACUUUAAGCCAGAAUAGGAAACUUUGUUGGUUGUGGUAAAGUGACGAUUGAGUGAUAUUGUCAUAUUUCAUUGAAACAAAUCAUUAUGAAAAUGGGAUGAUUUUGUGUAAUUUUGUGUAUGUUUGUGAAAGGUUGUGUGCUUCAGUACACUGCUGGAUGUUUUGCUAUGCAGGUGAUCAAGAACCAGAAAGAAACAGUAUUAAAUCAAGUGUGAAAUGUGAAAGAAACCGAAAGUUACAUAUUUCAACAUGUCUUUUUUUGAGCUAAGAAUAAGGUUUUCUUUUAUUCUUUCUUUGUUACUUUUCUCCCAUUUUGAGGGGGUUCCAUCCACUUCUUUAAUUCCUCCCCCAUCUUCUUUCCCCACCUUCUCCCUUUUGUUUCUUUCAUAUUUAUUAUUUUUCUUUCCUUCUCAUGAUUGUUUGUUCUUUCACUCCCGCACUCCAUCUUUUUAUUUUCACUUUUUGUCUUGUACCUCUCCUGAUUUCUUACAGUUUUCUUUGCUCUGUCCAUAUUUCUGUCCUACACCCUUUAUCAUGUUCUUUAAUUUUUCUUCUUGAGAUAUGUAUGAUAUCAGAAAUACACAUGAGAUGCAGAUUUUCAUAUCGUCAUUUCUGCACCAUGCCUUAAUAAGCACAAUAUACAAUGUUUUUUCAGUGACACAGUUGCAAUUUAUUCUAAACUUGUACUAUUUUCAGUACGCAUUACAUUACUAAGCUGCAAAUAUCUCAUUUAGAACUGCAAAUUGUUGUAAUAACAGCUGUUUCAUGAUAGGUUUUGAAAUAGUCAAGCUCAGAGAGUAGAUACAGUGCAAAUUCAUUUAUCGUGCAAAAAAUGGCAUUAAAGCUAUAGAUGUUAUGCUUUAUUUUUCUAUCUUGUUUAAUUUUGUUGCAACGACGUAAAAUGUGUAGGCUAUGUAAGUAUUUUGAUUUAUGUUAAGUGCAAGAAUUCUGGCUCAA